AUGAUUUACAAGAUCAUCGAAAAACCCGUUCACGCGGACAUCGUCUCGACGCCGUCUGCGGAUCAAGUCAGCUACCACGAGGAGCCUACCACGCCCAAUGCGCCUCACAGGACACAUGGUAACGGGAACCAGACGGUAACGACGACUUACAGAUAUCGCGAACGCGGUCGUGAACCGACACCCAUUGACCAACGUGGUCGUGGAUAUGGUGGAGAUCCUGGCCAUUUGCGUGACGGAGAUCCCUCAAAAGGGUCGACCACACACGGUGCCCGAGUUGAAGGCACCCGGCACAAACAGUACGGUGACGCCGCCGACCACGGACCGCACCGCUCCCAUGCAAACGGAGCAGCUUUACAACAACUCCAACACCACGUCCACGGCCCACGUUACCCUAUCCACGGACACCGCGUCAAUGACGUAUGGUAUGGCAAGCAAGCUGGUGAAGGUGUUAAACACAUAGGUGAUGGUCACAAGCGCGGCCACUCUGUCGAAGUGAUGCAUGGUCACUUUGGCGACGUUUUGCGGGUGCCGGGUGGUUAUGAGCACGGCGGAAUGCACUUUAGCGACCAUAAGCCCAUGCACCUUGGGGACCACAGACACGCUCACUUUGGUGAUCAUCAACACGUACACUUUGGAGACCACAAACACGGGAACGUCGGAGAUCACAAGAACUUAGGGCGUCACAAUUUUGAGCACUUUGGCGGUCACAGGUUUAAUAAGCAUUUCGGCGGUGUUGGUCACGGAAACAUUGGAGGUGCGUGGCCUCAGUCUGGUUCAGGUGUCCAUGGACAAAACCAACGCGAUCGACCAACUGAACCUCCGAGAGAGUACCAACAUACUGACAACCUGCACAGGAAUGUCGCCAAGUUCAGUACCUCAGCACGUGGUCAAUACGGCCACAGUGCAGCCGAUGCGGAUUCGGCCGGUCCAAACGCCGCUUAUCGUGAGCUCGAUGAUCAUGGAUUUCCACGGCUACUGCACGAUCACAAAUUCAGUAACCACGUUUACGGACACCACAGUACGGGUGGUUAUCAAGUACAGGAAAACGUAGCAGAUUUCGAUGGCAUGACUCCGAUCGCGGUCCCACAACCAUAUCCGGCCACCACUGCACAAGUGUUCCAGGUUGACCAAAAAUACCCUUCUCCGGCGUCGGGUAUCGGUGGCGGUGACACGCUGGACGGGAUGUCGUCGGUUUCCGCCAUCGCUUCGCCACCAACCGUCAACAACGUUUACUACACGCUCGAUCCCGUCGUGCCCUACAACGACGUGGCACUGCAACCUCAGCGUGAACAGUUGUUCGACGGUGGGGUGCCGAAAACAAAAUAG
Macrosiphum euphorbiae (potato aphid) is the source of this 1326-nucleotide messenger RNA. NCBI's taxonomy places the organism in Eukaryota, Metazoa, Arthropoda, Insecta, Hemiptera, Aphididae. The record is from the annotation of a GenBank genome assembly.